AUGAAUGCAGUAGUCCCUGGUAUUCACUUAAGAGAUUUUUCAAAAGUUCUUCUUUGUCUCUCAAAAAUUGGUGAUGAAUUAUCUAUUGAAACUCGAAAAAACAAGGUACUUUUAUCGUCUUUGAAUAUUUCAAAAUCAGCAUUUGGCCUUAUUACUCUUGAUUGUUCAAAAUUUUUUGAAAAAUAUGAAUAUCUUCCAUAUGAGUCAUCUGAAACAUCAAAAAAUAGUCAAGCAUUGAAGUGUAAAGUACAAAUACGACUACUUCUUGCAAUAUUUAAGCAUCGCAACUUGGAAAAUAAAGAUACUAAAAGCGUUUCCGUUCAAAAAUGUGAAUUAAAAUUAAUACCUCCAAACAAUUUAGAAGUAGAGUGUCGUUUUAUUAUACGGUUUUUAUGUAAACAUAAUGUAUUAAAAACAUACAAAAUAACUUAUGAACAAUCUCAAGCAAUGCAUGCAGUAUGUAACAAGUCUUCAUGUAAAAAUAGUUGGAAAAUAAAUUCACGAAUAUUCAAAGAACAUUUAGAUCAUUUUUCAGCACGUGCAGAAGAACUUACUUUAAUGACACAAAAUGAUAAACUACUUUUAACGAGUUUUACUGAAGGAAUAAUUCAUAAUAAAGAGAUUUUAAAACAACCAAUACAAACGGCAAUUUUGUUAGAUAAAAGAGAUUUCGAAGAAAUAAAUUUUGAAGAACAAUCAAUCAUAACAUUUCCUCUUAAAGAAUUUAAGGCUAUUGUAAUUCUUGGAGACUCAAUGAGUACAAUAUUAAACGCUUAUUUCAACACUGGAGGUGAACCUAUUUUAUUUGAAUUCGAAAAAGACGCUCUUUCAAUUCGAUUCAUUCUCGCAACAACAUCUGAAAAUAUACAAGAAAAUCCAUCAACAUUUAACUGGAAUAAACCCGUUAAUUCAAAUAAUUCUGAUCAGCACUCACAAAACUAUACUCAAGUAAAUGACAUACAGCUUUCUAAAAAUGAAAAUAUUUUAAACAAUGAAACAAACAAUAAUGUAGAAAACUAUAAAAAUAAUACAUAUAAUCAUAAAAAAUUUGAGGAUUCAACUCCAGAAAAUAUUUUAAAUAUAAACAACAUAAUUGAAAAUAACGAAAAUUCUGAAUAUAAAUUCAAAAAUAUCCAUUUUAGCGAAAAAAUAGAAAAAGAUAAUGCAGAUUCAUUAAUGGAAGAAAUAAAUUCUGAUGAUGAAGAAGUAGGACCUACACAACAACUAAGCAUUAAAGGUAUAUUCGAUUAA
This is a messenger RNA of Pneumocystis jirovecii RU7, 1251 nucleotides long. RefSeq lists its product as uncharacterized. Bases 1 to 1251 code for a protein of 416 amino acids. Gene Ontology annotation, cellular component: checkpoint clamp complex. Lineage: Eukaryota; Fungi; Ascomycota; Pneumocystomycetes; Pneumocystales; Pneumocystaceae. The record is from RefSeq and is a predicted model, not a curated record. The transcript has 7 exons. Gene Ontology annotation, biological process: cellular response to ionizing radiation; DNA replication checkpoint signaling; mitotic intra-S DNA damage checkpoint signaling.